AUGUGUUUCAGUUACAUUCCAGCGAGCUCGUCGAGUCAGAACAAUAAGACGGUAGAGCAUUCCAGGAGUGAGGAGAGUUUGGAACGUGACAGUGUUGAGGUGCACUUGGAUGACCCGAGUCUGUGUGAGAAAGGGCGUGUAGGACGAUUAAUUCAGUUCUUUAGCGGCAUCAAUGCAGAGUUUACUGCGCAUGAGUCAGAUGAAGGAGGGAUAAAAAGUUCAUACCCUGGGAUUGAACCCACUCAGUCUGAGAUGAAAGUAGAAUUACAGGGGAAUGAUACAGAUCAGUCACACUUAAUAUCAACCGACUAUAGAGAGGUAGUCAGUGAUAUAUGCAAUGAUCACACUAGUAGCAGUGUGAAGGAGAGUACUGUUACUGAGUCUAGUGAUUUUCAACUGAGUAUUAACCUUGGUGUUUCUGACAGUUUUGGAACCACUGAUAUUAGUGAUUUGGCAGAAGAGGUAGCUGCAGAGAAUAGUGAUAUAGGGAAUAGUAGUCUUGAAUCCGGUAGUAGCAGUAUUCAAUUUGCUAUUUCUGAUGGUAGCGGAAUUAGUGAAAUCGUAACGGCUGUUGAGAAUGUUACUGUAAUGGGCGACAGUAGCAAAUCCAAUGAAAGCUGUGAAACAGUCACUGUUGAAGAUGUGAUGGAACCUGAACAAGUUGAUUUGAAAUGUGUCUCAGAACACGAAUCCAAUUCAUAUUCAGCAACUGAAUUUGACAAGGUAUUUAAGAUUGAUAGUACGACUGUUAUGGAUUCACUUGAUACAAAGGGGGAUGUAUCAGGUGAUAAAUCAGAAACAGUGAAGGAAUCAAUGGAUUUGAAUGGGGGCAACAAAUUCAUUGAUCAAAAUACAGAGUCAUCUUCAUAUGUUGGAUCAGAAAGAAUGUCAGGUGAAAAUGAAAUAAUUGAACAAUCAAAAGAGACGCAUAUCAAAACAUGGGCAGUAGAGAAUAAGACUAGGAAAAUAGUAAUUACUUCAUCAGAUGGUAACAUAAUAUCAGAGAAUAUUUUGGAUAGAUCUCAGAGAAUACCACAGCCAGAAAAUAGGUCGUGGUUUAGAAGAUACUUUGGAUGCAUUUUAGGAGACUUCUGUGGGUAA
Enterospora canceri is the source of this 1101-nucleotide messenger RNA. Lineage: Eukaryota; Fungi; Microsporidia; Enterocytozoonidae. The record is from the annotation of a GenBank genome assembly.